Messenger RNA from Porites evermanni, 2395 nucleotides. The record is from the annotation of a GenBank genome assembly. Lineage: Eukaryota; Metazoa; Cnidaria; Anthozoa; Scleractinia; Poritidae.
AUGGCAGAAAAUUCUCCAUCUCCCUCACCUGAACGAGCAAUUUAUGGAUUUGUACUGUACUUAGGGACUUACUUUGGAGUUGGUGAGAGUUUAGAGAGGAAAUGAAAUAUGUAAUUCAUGUAUAAGAUCAAAGACGAUGAACACCAGCAGUCUUAAAUUUUUGAAAAUCACAGUUCAUUUUUUAUUUAACUUAAUUAAAAUAAUGGCUACGGUUUGAUCUCUGGAAAUUAUAUUGUCCAUUUAUCGCGAUAUCCCUCUAGAAGAAAGCCAGGGACAGGGACAGUUGAUUUGUACAACUCACAACGUAUUUUCUUUGCUUUUUAUGUUGUCAGGUCUUUAUUUAAUCUGGGCAUGUGUUCCGGAAGAAUGGCUUCACAGUAUUGGAAUAACAUAUCUUCCACAGAGGUAUGAAGAAGCAAAAUCAUGUAACUUGCACACACACUGCAAUCUGACUAAGAUCCUGGGUAGGGCUAUUGGUAGUAGGAGGGAGGGGGGUGGGGUGGGAAGGUACUCAGGCAGGGAUGGAUGGGGAUGUGCUGCCUCUUCCUCCAAUAGUCUGUACUAGAUUGGGAGUCGCAGAGUCAUGACCCUUGUUGAUUUAACCAAUACCUACAUAGGUAUAGCCUGUAAACAGACGUUUUAUUUUUCUUUUCGUUCUUUUCAAAAGCUGGCGGUCAAUAAAUCUCCCGCAGUUUAGAUUUUAUCGCGCUUGGCGGACUUGGAAGAGAAAAUGGAGGGUCUGUGAACAGGCUAACAUAGGUAUUUUUGAUGAGCACCCCCACCCCAUCCCCCAACCAACACUUGAUUAUAAAGGGGUGGGUAAGGGGUCAUGGAUGGGCUGGUAAAAGAAAAAGGAGGACAGGAAGGAAAAGAGAAAGGCAAAGGUCACUUCCUCUCCCAAUUCACUGCUCUGUUUGGAAUUUUUGUCUAUUGCCAACUAGGAGACUAGUUCUUAGCCCGGGAAGAAAACAUGUUUGCUGACUGAAAAACAAAUAGAAAUUAUGACAGUUUUACUGCAUACCGAUAAGGAAACUUAGUAGGGGCUUAUUUUUUAUCUUUACUUUUUCAUUCACUAGGUACUGGGUGUUAGCAGCACCAAUUUAUCUUUGCGUUGCUUUUGUUUUUGUGGUGAUAUUUUAUGUGGCCUACAAUUUUACUAUCACCCUACCAGUGGAUUCAAUCAAUACAAUCACAGGUUUGUAAAGCAUUCUAUUCAAUACUUUGGACUCUGUGGGGUUACUAACUCAUACUGUCUUGUCGUGACUUGAAGGUAGAUGUAUGAUGGCUGCCAUGUGUUACACCCUAAAAUGUUCCAUAAUGCUCAAACCUGACUGAAAAAAGAUGUUGUAAAGAACAUAAAACUGUAAAAGCCUCACAAGGAGAAAACAGACAAUGUACAACUAAAAUUGAUCCAUUGUUUAAUGAAAUCCUACCUGUGGUCAUGUAUGAUGACAAGACAGAUCAAAAUAUAACAGACCACCCAUGGGAAGUGGGGGUAGUGCUCCUGGGAAUUCUUAGUGGGGGUGUACUGCCUGGUUCUCCAAAUCCUGACCAAAUUUCAGACCAAAAAUUGUCAUUUUCCACACCCGUUUUCAGACCUGAUGUCUUAAAUCCAUACCUGUUUUCAGACCUGGCCUUUAGGCAGAAAUUAUGUCAUAAUUACAUAAUUAUAUUAGAGUGCGAACAAAAAAUUUAGAACUUCAAAUGCAUUUUGAAUUCACAUAUUUCUAUUUCUUUCUUAUUCAUUUGGAAGUGAAAUGAUAAACAGGUUCAUGUGCUUCCGUAGUUCCUUCGAAAACCAUACCCAAUUCCAGACCCUAACCCUAACCCCUAACCAAGGCGCUAACCCUAACCAUUUUCCCCUUUAAUUUGGCAACUGGCUCUGUUCAGCUGAAAAAUGCACAGUAUUUCUAUUGUCAUGUAUGUGUAGAGAAGUUGAAAGAACAAUGUUAUUAAUGAAAAAUAUUACUGACAGUAAGUAGGCAGUAAUAUUUGCCAUACUUAUGCUAGUCUUAGCUUAUUAACCUCAAACCAUUUUGCUUGUUAAUGGACUGAUACGACUUCUUGAUUCACGCACAAGUUAGAAAAUUCUUAGCCACCUACAAAGCCCAGAAACAACAUACCUAAAAAGGUAUUCCCAAAAAUAUAACGCCUAGUAUUUUCUUAUCCAAAGUCCAUCAUGUAGUAAAAAAGUGAAUCUGAAUUAAUUGAUUCUUCAGGUGUUGUGUUCUUCAUUUUUUUUUACUCUGCAGAUACACAUGCCCGGUAUGAAGGUGAAGACACAAAACCAGUGCUGCCUGGCUCAGUACCCCCACUCUAUGAUAUACCACUCCGUCAGGUGAAUAAAGUACUCUAUGGAGACAGAAUAACAAGUUACAGCUGUGAUAGUCAUUAG